AUAAUAUUUUAAAAAUAUUUUUAAUGUCAUUAUAAAAACUUCCACAAAAAAAAAUUAAAAAAAUUAUUUAAAAAAAAUUAAGACCAAACGUAAUUUAUUUUUAAAAAGGAAAUAUAAUAGAGGCAAUAUUACAAUAAAAAUUAUGAUUUAACUUGAAAUGGAGCAGUAUCUGAUAAAAUAUUACUUAAUAUGUCUAUUAUUGUAUAGAUAUUGAAAUAAAACCUAAUAUUAAUUAAGAUGGAACUUGAUUGCUUAAGGCAUAAAAAAUGUCUUGGGCUUUCUUAUCUGUCAACUAUAGUUAAAUAAUACUGUUUCCGGUUUGUCACUUUCGUUUUCGGCCAUUUUUUUUUUUUUUUUGAAUUUUUAGACCCGUUCUGGCCAAAAAUAACAUUGUUAUGGCCAUCUUAGAGACUUGAAAUUUUACAUGGUGAUAUUUUAUACAAUUUCACAGGUACACCAGGUCGAUUUAAAAUGGGACAACGAAUAGUUUUCAAAAUAUUGAUAAAUUAGACUUAGCUGCUUUCUCACAUUUUUUUUUAUUUACGACAUACUGAUAUUACUGAAAACAAAAUGGAUGUCGUUAAAGCCCGUUCAUUAACGUAACUAGAACAGUAAUUCGUUCGUUGAUCCGACGUUUCUAGCGCGAAAAAAUAAUUUUUUAGUGAACCCUAUCAUCCAGCACACCCAAAAAAGCGUCUCAAAACCCUAUGGGCCGCGAUUACGUCAAAAUAGCCUCAUAUCCAAGUACCUAUGGAGUGGCUAUACUAUGCGGACCCGGAGAAGAGUGAGAGGUUGGGUUUAUUAAAAAAAAAAUAUUUAAAUGUUAUUGUUGGGUUUGUAAGACUAAGACAAAAUUUGGUAUCAAAUGAAAGAUAAUUGAAUAGAAUAUAUGUUAUUAAACUUCUUCAGUUUAACUAAAAUAAACUAUGACAUAUAAUAUGAUAUUCGAAUAGCAUUUCAUUUAGUCAUAGUCCCUUAACUCUUUCGCUGCGGAAUUUUUUCAUUAAAAAAAUGUACAUUUUUUUCGAAGAGUGGAAAAAGAGUGAGAGGUUGGGUUUAUUAAAAAAUAUUUAAAAUAUUAUUCUUUGGUUUAUGAGACUAAAGUUAGUAUCAAGUGAAAGGUAAUUGAAAGGACUAUAUAUUUGUACACUAGUUUCUACAGUUUAAAAAAAAUAAGUGACACGAAAGAACCAUAAAAUGUGAAAACAUUUUAUGCUAAACCAUUUUUCCCCAAACCCAACGAUGUAAGCAUACCUCAUCUUCAAUUCUAUAACUAAAUUCCUCUAAAACUACUACCAUCGGAAUCAUGCGAUGCAUCUAAAUAUAAAUCAUCUUCGCUGUCAAAGGAAAUAUUAUAAAACAAUUUCAAAGCUUUUUUAACUGUUAAUCGUCUAGGAAAUUUAUCUACCAGAGCCUAGGGUAGCCAUAGCAACAGUAAAAAAAAAAAACCGCGAAGAAAAUCGCCAAAAUAAUGCUUCAAUUGACAAUAAAUAAGCCUUGGUUUCAAUUGUAAACAAUGAAGUACCACUCUUCUAUGUAAAAGUCUUAUUUAAAAAUAACUCUUAAAAAGUUUAACCGAGAAAUAGCAAAGAAAGAAACAUGAUAUUGAAACAACGCACAGCGCGUUGGUCUGUGCUUUUGAGAACGGCGGAAGAACGCAGUGUGCGUUGUUCCGCAUCGAAAGAGUUAACAAUAUUAUUUUUAGUAUUUUUUAAUAAACCCAACCUCUCACUCUUGAAUCCCGGGCACGAAUAGCCGCAGCCUAAAAAGUAGGCAAAGUAAAAGUCUUAAAAAUUAUUAAAUAGUAAAGUAAAUAAAAUAUAACACUGACUGACUAAUCACUUAGUCUUCGUCUAAGUUAAGAGGUUACUAAGACUUAAUAAGUGUAAGUUAAGAAGAGUACUAAGAUUACUGAAAGUAAGAAGACAACUAAGACUUGUUUGACUUAAAAGACCUAGACUUAAAAUUAACUUAAAACUAAAAAACUUUUGACUUUUUAUUCACCUAGGCUAAAGCGUCGAAAGAUUAGUCAACUUAGACUUAACUAAGAGUUGAUUUUUAUAAAUAGGCCAGACUUUAACUCCACUCUCAUUUGUUUCUGAGUAGGCCUACUUUAAUUAAAAUAAUACUACUCAUUAUUACUCAUUAUUACUCAUUAUUAAUAAGUUAUAGUCAACCUUUGAUUGAUGUGGUUGUUAGCCAACAUAUAAAUACAAUAACAAUAUACUGUAUAUUAUACAGAUGACAAGGUUAGCGUGUAGCAGCUGACCUUGUCAUCUCACCCCCAGCCCCCCAGUCUUGUCAGCCCUAGCCUAAGUAAACUCUAAACUAAACUAGUGAAGUGUGACUAAUCCAGCAGUUUUAAUUUUAUUAAUUUAUUAAUUAAUAUUAUUAUUAUUAUUUUAAUCUGAACUAAUCUAGGUGAGGUCUCUUACUUGUUUUGGGCUAUCCAUUUAGAUGACUUAAUAUUUCAUGCAUCAGAGAGGGGGGGGGGGGUCUCAAAAGUGUGACAAGUUGUGACACAAGGGAAGGGGGUAAAGAUCUUGUGUGACAUCACACUUUUUUUCAUUUCUGAUCAUACAUUUAAUGCCAGUAACUGUAAACAUGCAGAAGAGAGGGGGGGGGGGUCUCAAAAGUGUGACAAGUUGUGACACAAGGGAAGGAGGUAAAGAUCUUGUGUGACAUCACACUUUUUUUCAUUUCUGAUCAUACAUGUAAUGCCAGUAACUGUAACAUUACACUUAAGCAAUGGCUAUUAAAAAAUCAAUUGUAUUUUUUAUAUCUGAAGUGCUAUUUUUCCCAAAAUAUCAUUGUGGGCAGUAAAGAGAGAGCCACUGGGUUCAGCUGGUAUUGAAAAAGAGGGUGGGGGGUGGGCUGUUUUCUUGUUGAUAUUCCAGACUGACAGGCAAUCACUUUACAGGAGUGUAUAGUCUGGCAGAGUGAUAUAUUCUACAACAUUCACUUAUGGUCUCAGACUGAUGGGCAGCUUAUGCAAACAUAAAUUAGUUCAGACACGGAAAGUACAAACACUCUGUUGUGGUUCAUCAACAUACCUUUGUUGAUCCAAAUGAUGCUGUCACUGGUGUCCACACACAGAAUGUAGCUAAUAUGUGGAUGUGCAAAAACUGAAAAGACAGUUUGGCACCAGCCGUGUUCUUAUCACAUAUUCCCUUUAUUGUUGUCCUGGGGGAAAAACUAUGUCAAACUUUCCUUAGGCUACAUGUUAUAUUCUUUUCAUAAAUUAAUUUAGUUAAAUUUUUCUAGUUUAAAAAAUGUUGUCUUUGUAAGAAUAUUUAUGAUCCAUGUGCUGAAAUUAAUCUGUCCAAAAAAUACCAACCUUUUCAUUUAUUAGGAUUAAUAAAAGAAAUUUAUCUUAUCAAUAAUAGAAUAGCCAAAAAACUAUCAUGUCAAACCCAAAAAAUAAUUUUUUUAUAGCCAAUACGAAGUGGUAGAUUACCCAUACUACCUGAAAUUGAUUAGGAUUUUGAACUUUCCAUUGUGAUAGAUGGGUUCUGACAGAAAUGUGUGAUGCAGUCCUUUCAUUUUUAUAUUUCUGACAGAAGAUGUCACUUUCAUGAAUUUCAUAUUCAAGUGUGUCGUAGUUAAUUUUUUUAAAUUUAUAAAAAUUGUAUAGUUUUAAAGUGUGACAUACUGAGUUUUUGACAGAUUGUGACGUGAAGCGGAAGGGGGUAAAACUUUUCCUAAAAUACCAUGAUAUACAUGAUAUACUUUAUAGAAGGCCCCUUGUGUACUGUGACAUACUUUAUAGAAGGUACCUUGUGUCUUUAAGCAAUCUUUAAAAAAAAAAAAAAAUUUAGUGCUUCUAGUCAUUCCUAAAUGGCAUAGGCCUAAUAAAUUGUUUAGUCUAGUAGCCCUUGAGAUUAUUACUACACAGAAGAUUUCUUAAACUUUAUGUACCGGUACUAUGAUUAAUUUAAGUAAUACAGAUAAACCCUGUUAAAAAAAAUUAAAAUUGAUACUUUCAAGUUAUUUUAAUGUUUGAAAUUUUUGUUGUUUCUGUACAGCACUGUACAGACAUCUGCAUCACAUUUCACAGCAGUGAUUUGUGACUGUUGAACAUGAUUAAUAUUGGUGUUUAAUAAAUUCUCUCAGAGAAAUUGUAUUUGAUCACAUACAAAAAAAGAGAAGAAAAUUGGUCAACAUUUGCCACUGCUUUUAAUAAUCAAAAGGUAAAAAAUGUUUAUGGAUAAAUUCCAACUGAUCUAACUGAAUUAUUUAUUCGGCUUAUGGUUGUAUAAUAGGCCUUUAUCACACUUCAUUUUCAUGAGACAUACCAUACUCCUGUUCAAGGUUGUACUUAAACAAUGAUUCUCUUUUCAAUUACAGGUUGUUUUUAAUAUAGGGAAACCACAAGCAAUAAUUUAAACUGAGCUGAUAAACAUGGCUGAUAUAACAAGUGUUUCAGACAGAGCGAGCGACACGGAUGAAGCUUGCUGUGACAUAUUACAACUGGCAGAGAAGACUGCGGCAACAAAAAGUGACAUAAUUAAUGAUAAUGGUAAACAACUGAAUAAAACCCCACCUAUAUCUUGUAGCCAAAGCUUGUUGAAAUUUAGUUCACAUUGUCAGACAAUAACAGAGAGAAGUGUUCACUGCCAACCAAAUCAUGAUGAAAGUGUCUUUCAAAGCAAGAGAGACAAUAAUUUGGAUGGAGUUGUAAAGGAUGAGUUUGAUAUUUCUUCUGAAGAGGACGUUUGCAGAGAAGUAUACAGGCCUGUCAAAAGAAAGUUAAGUGGUACAGACACUGAACAAAAUAAACAUGAACAUUGUGACAAUCCAUUUGUUCAUUCUUCUGAACAGAGCCCUCAAGCACCCUGUAGACUUGUUAAAAGAAAAUUAAAUGAAGUGGAGUGUGAGAAAACUUUAAUAGAAAAAUGCAAAGAACCAUUUGACCUUUCUUCACAAGAAGAUGGAUCUCAAAGUCUAUACUCACUUGUUGGAAGGAAUUCGGAUAGUGCAAACCAUGAAAAGACUGUGGCCCAGAACUUUAGAGACCCUUUUGAUCUUUCUUUUGAUGAAGACAGCUCACAAGAAAAAUAUGUUCCCCUCAGAAGGAAAUUAAAUGGAACAAGAAGUAAGCAUAAUUCUUUAGAAAAAGGCAAGGAUCCAUUUAAUCUUUCAGUGAAAGACAAAAGCUCACCACAGCCACACAGGACUGUCAGUGGGAAACUGAUUGGCACACAUUCUGACAAGACUUGUGUAGAAAAAUGUAAAAAUCCGUUCGAUGUGUCACCUGAGGAUUGUUUUCAAGAGUUAUGGGGCUCUGUUAAAAUUGGACCCAUUGAUCCCAACCGUGUGAAUAAUUCACAGGAAAAAUUAAAGGAACCCAAUGAUGAAGAUUUUCCACAAGACAGCACCGCAGCUAAAACAUCAGUCAAUGACAACGAUGCUGAUUCUCUGAUAAGGAGAUUAAGUGGUGCAGAUUGUGUAAAUGGUUUAGUGGAAAAAUCUGGUCAUCCAUUAGAUCUGCCAGUGGAAGAGGCUGAUUCACCAAAAAUGAACAUACCAGCUGAAAAGAAAUUAAUCUGGGAAAGCUCUGAGAUCACGGAUCUGAGACAGAAGGAGGACAUCAACGCGGUUGGACUGUCCAGUGCAAUACAAAGACAGGAGGCGAGAAAGCCCAAAAUGGUUGCGUACAUUUACAGUGACGAGCUGUUGGUAAAGACAAAUAAACUUAUUAGGAUAGAAGGAAGGGUAGGUAAAAUUUAUGGUUUAAAACUUUGCACAGUUUAGAAGGCUCCAUGAAAUAUUGAACUUUCAAAUUUACAAGCACUUGACUUUUUUAUGACUUUGUUUUUUUAAUUGUAAGUCGCAAACCAUCUUUGUUAAGCACUGUAACUCAGAGUAACUGUAACUUAAGUCUGAUGGCUAUUAGUCUUAUUUAUAGGCUGAACUUGUUCACAGUCUGAUCAAAGCUUAUGGAAUAUUGCACUAUACAAAGUGAGUCAAAUUUCUUUUAUUAAUAUUUUUAUUAUUAUCAUUAUUAUUUUUAUUAUUAUCAUUAUUUUUUAUUAUUAUCCUCAUUAUUAUAAUUAUUUUUAUUAUUAAUAUUUGUAUUAUUAUUUUUAGUAUUAUCAUUAUUAGUAUUAUUUUUUGUGCACAUUGGUCAACUUUCUCUGUCUUUUUUAUGCACUUUACAGUAGUGCUGCUGAAAUUUAUUUUUACUUACAUAGCAUUUUCAAAAAACUGUUUUGGCCUCUCACAUUUGUAACCAAUGGAAUUGUGUUCACAAGAUUCCUAAUUAAUAAAUUUCUAAACAAGUAACCUACAUGUUCUAACACAUAUAACUAAAUUGAAUAAGAUUUGAAGGCCUCGACUUAAAUCUCAGAGGAUAGUGAGGCAAAGAAUUGGUUAGCAAAAUGCUUAAAAAGUAAGACCAUCACCAAGCUGAGUAUUCUUGUGAGAAUGAUUCGACUGAUGGAGUGAUAUGAUUUUUAAAAACAAAAAUAUCGUCCUUAGGGUGAUAGCACCACGCCCGGCCACAGAGAGUGAACUGAUGGGCUUCCAUAGUCUGGACUACAUCAACUUUCUCAGGGCUGUCAGUACAACGACAGACAGUGAGGAGACUCAAGAGAAAUCUCACGGUGAUGUAGAGGACUAUGGACUAGGUAAAUAACUGAAUGCUAAAGCAACAGAAAAUUUCAUUGUCUAUAAUUUAAUCAGUUAGUUAAUGUGAGGUGUUUACAAAAGAGCCCUGAAAUAAGAAGAAAGGUUGUUGUCAUCCCAAUCAGCCAGUAUAUGGCCCAAAAACAAACUAAUUUGUUUCACCCCCUGGUCAGAAUGACUGUCAUUCAACCUGCAUUGGAAAGCUGGCAACAGCAGGUUUCAGGGCCAGAGGAAGGCUGCACCAUUGUUGGAUUGACUGUGUUGGGGGCACCCUAAAAAUCCACACCAUGUGUCUCUGGCAGGCCUCACAUUUUGCAGCAACAGUUGAAUUAUACCGCUCCAUUGCGCAUCCCCGGUAAAGGCGGACAGGAAAAGAACAAAAACAAAAGCAAAAAAACUGUUAGCAUACAGGGGAGAAAAAAAACACACUUUAUUGAAAUAGAUAAAUGACUAUCUCUAAAAGAAAAUUUUGUAAGAUAAGCACUGGGAGAAUUAAUACUGGAGACUCUGUGUACAGCUGUGAGGGAAAUGUGAACCGGUACAAGCAUAAAGUUUAAAUAUUGUUUUUAAAAAAGAUUUUUAAUUCAAAAAAUAAUAUUUGGGUUUCUCUUAUUCUAAAAAUAAAAUAAAUUGAUGGGAAAAUAUUAUGACACAUAAAGUUAAUGUUUUUUUUUUCUUUGUGCUUAAUUUUUCAAACAGGCUACGACUGUCAAAUACAGAGUGAAAUUUUUGAAACCACCAGUUUGAUCUGUGGGGCAUCCAUUGUUGCGGCUGAGAAACUGCUGGAUGGCUCAGCCAACAUAGCGAUAAACUGGUUCGGUGGAUGGCAUCACGCAAAGAGGUAUUUAUUUAGAGAACGUGCUUCUUUUUUUACAAGUCUAUCGGGGAAAGCAAAAAUGGAAAUACAUUAUGAACACAAUCCCUUAAAAACUGCUUAAAGUUAUUCUUACUUUAUAUUGCUAGCUAAAUAUCUAUCAGCAUUUCCAUACCUUUUUUAUGAAAAUAAAAAAAUUGUUUAUGAUGUUAAAGAGCUUGGACAGGUUGAUAAAUUACAUAAUUAUUAGUGUUCAACCUUGCAAAAUACAUGACACCUGAUUGUAAAAAUAAAUACAAAAGCAAUGUUGAUCUAUCAACACCAUUUUAGCAAUGUUGAUCUAUCAACACCAUUUUUUACUUCUCUUUUCUAUCCUGAAUUAUUCUUUUGAUAAUUGCCCUGCAUUAACAUCUUUGCUUUCUAGAGACAGUGCUUCUGGUUUUUGCUACCUCAAUGACAUUGUCCUGAGCAUCCUGAAGCUGAGGGAGACGUUUGACAAGGUGCUUUACGUUGACCUUGACCUGCAUCACGGUGAUGGUCAGUACAACCGAUCCAGUGAUUAGUUUUGUGUCCCUCAAACUGACCACAUCAACAGCAUUAAGUUAAAUCUAUUGUUAAUGAAAAUCAAAAUGAAGUGUCGCACUCGAGGAACAACAUUUCUUGCCAUCUUGAAAUUUUACUAUAUCAUCUUGAACACAUCCUCUUCAGAAAUUUUAGAAUUUUUAAAAAUUGAAUUAAUUUUAAUUAGCAGCUUCAGAACCUAAAGAUUAAUUAAAAUAUUGUAGGAAUACAUGGAAGCUUAGUUAGAGAAGGUUCAGAACCUAAAGAUUAAUUAAAAUAUUGUAGGAAUACAUGGAAGCUUAGUUAGAGAAGGUUCAGAACCUAAAGAUUAAUUAAAAUAUUGUAGGAAUACAUGGAAGCUUAGUUAGAGAAGGUUCAGAACCUAAAGAUUAAUUAAAAUAUUGUAGGAAUACAUGGAAGCUUAGUUAGAGAAGGUUCAGAACCUAAAGAUUAAUUAAAAUAUUGUAGGAAUACAUGGAAGCUUAGUUAGAGAAGGUUCAGAACCUAAAGAUUAAUUAAAAUAUUGUAGGAAUACAUGGAAGCUUAGUUAGAGAAGGUUCAGAACCUAAAGAUUAAUUAAAAUAUUGUAGGAAUACAUGGAAGCUUAGUUAGAGAAGGUUCAGAACCUAAAGAUUAAUUAAAAUAUUGUAGGAAUACAUGGAAGCUUAGUUAGAGAAGGUUCAGAACCUAAAGAUUAAUUAAAAUAUUGUAGGAAUACAUGGAAGCUUAGUUAGAGAAGGUUCAGAACCUAAAGAUUAAUUAAAAUAUUGUAGGAAUACAUGGAAGCUUAGUUAGAGAAGGUUCAGAACCUAAAGAUUAAUUAAAAUAUUGUAGGAAUACAUGGAAGCUUAGUUAGAGAAGGUUCAGAACCUAAAGAUUAAUUAAAAUAUUGUAGGAAUACAUGGAAGCUUAGUUAGAGAAGGUUCAGAACCUAAAGAUUAAUUAAAAUAUUGUAGGAAUACAUGGAAGCUUAGUUAGAGAAGGUUCAGAACCUAAAGAUUAAUUAAAAUAUUGUAGGAAUACAUGGAAGCUUAGUUAGAGAAGGUUCAGAACCUAAAGAUUAAUUAAAAUAUUGUAGGAAUACAUGGAAGCUUAGUUAGAGAAGGUUCAGAACCUAAAGAUUAAUUAAAAUAUUGUAGGAAUACAUGGAAGCUUAGUUAGAGAAGGUUCAGAACCUAAAGAUUAAUUAAAAUAUUGUAGGAAUACAUGGAAGCUUAGUUAGAGAAGGUUCAGAACAUAAAGAUUAAUUAAAAUAUUGUAGGAAUACAUGGAAGCUUAGUUAGAGAAGGUUCAGAACAUAAAGAUUAAUUAAAAUAUUGUAGGAAUACAUGGAAGCUUAGUUAGAGAAGGUUCAGAACCUAAAGAUUAAUUAAAAUAUUGUAGGAAUACAUGGAAGCUUAGUUAGAGAAGGUUCAGAACCUAAAGAUUAAUUAAAAUAUUGUAGGAAUACAUGGAAGCUUAGUUAGAGAAGGUUCAGAACCUAAAGAUUAAUUAAAAUAUUGUAGGAAUACAUGGAAGCUUAGUUAGAGAAGGUUCAGAACCUAAAGAUUAAUUAAAAUAUUGUAGGAAUACAUGGAAGCUUAGUUAGAGAAGGUUCAGAACCUAAAGAUUAAUUAAAAUAUUGUAGGAAUACAUGGAAGCUUAGUUAGAGAAGGUUCAGAACCUAAAGAUUAAUUAAAAUAUUGUAGGAAUACAUGGAAGCUUAGUUAGAGAAGGUUCAGAACCUAAAGAUUAAUUAAAAUAUUGUAGGAAUACAUGGAAGCUUAGUUAGAGAAGGUUCAGAACCUAAAGAUUAAUUAAAAUAUUGUAGGAAUACAUGGAAGCUUAGUUAGAGAAGGUUCAGAACCUAAAGAUUAAUUAAAAUAUUGUAGGAAUACAUGGAAGCUUAGUUAGAGAAGGUUCAGAACCUAAAGAUUAAUUAAAAUAUUGUAGGAAUACAUGGAAGCUUAGUUAGAGAAGGUUCAGAACCUAAAGAUUAAUUAAAAUAUUGUAGGAAUACAUGGAAGCUUAGUUAGAGAAGGUUCAGAACCUAAAGAUUAAUUAAAAUAUUGUAGGAAUACAUGGAAGCUUAGUUAGAGAAGGUUCAGAACCUAAAGAUUAAUUAAAAUAUUGUAGGAAUACAUGGAAGCUUAGUUAGAGAAGGUUCAGAACCUAAAGAUUAAUUAAAAUAUUGUAGGAAUACAUGGAAGCUUAGUUAGAGAAGGUUCAGAACCUAAAGAUUAAUUAAAAUAUUGUAGGAAUACAUGGAAGCUUAGUUAGAGAAGGUUCAGAACCUAAAGAUUAAUUAAAAUAUUGUAGGAAUACAUGGAAGCUUAGUUAGAGAAGGUUCAGUGUUUAAUACCUUUCAUUUGAGAACUUUUUUCUUGUGUGGCAUUUACUCGUUUGAUAUCUAAUUUUUGUGUGUGUAUUAUCCAGGUGUUGAGGAGGCGUUUGCAAUGACAUCCAAAGUGAUGACGGUUUCAUUUCACAAACAUGCUCUGGGAUUUUUCCCUGGUCAGCCUUUUUCAUAUUUUAUUAGCUGCUCGUACGAUCUAAUUAAACUCUCAGAUUUGAUUUUUUUCGUAACCCCAUUCUUAGGACCCAUUGUCUUUCAUAAUUGUAGGACACAUGACGGUCAAAUUUUUUUUAUAUUUGAUGCGAAAUGGUUGUUGCAAAGACUUGUAAGCUAAGUUGUCAUUUACUUGUCUUCGUAGGCACUGGCAGGGUCGAAGACAUUGGAACUGGACGGGGCAAGUUUUAUGCAGUUAAUGUUCCACUGAUGGAUGGGAUUACGGAUGCUCAAUUUUUCACUAUAUUUCACAGGUAAGUAGCAUUAAUGUAACACUGAAUUACUUUGGCUUAAUAAUUUUUUUAUUUGUACUGGUUUGUCUAAUUAUUUAUAAGAGCUUGUUAUAGCUCGCCAGACAUUAGCGACGGCAAUGCAUGGACAUCCGAUCUGCCAAAGUUAAUUGUCAAAACAUGCGUUCAGUUAAACAGACCUUCUAAGAAUCCCAAUUAGUGCUAACUCACUCCCUCCCCACAGGUUAGCCCCUCAAACUUUUUUUCACGCCCCUGAACUAUUUUGAUAUUUUUAUUUUAUGCCUCACCCCCUUUUACAUGGCAGGUUUAUUAAGUCAUAUUAAAGUGGGACCAUGUCUGCACAACAAAAAAAAAAUGUUGUGGUAUUUUUAAGAAUCUCAAUUUUCGCAGUUAUCGAGAAUUUUACACCAUACGUACCUAGAGAAUUAUAUUGAUUGAUUUAUACUUGAUUAUUAUUUAAAUCUUUACUUCAAAUUAUAUUGCAAUCCAAAAACAUUAUUUUAAUUUUCUAAAUAAAUUUUAACAACUGUUUUACUUGACGUUUAUUUCAUCGGAAUGCUGAUAGUGUGAUGAAACUGGUGAAAGAGAAGUUCGAAGCCCAGGCUCUUGUCAUCCAAUGUGGUGCAGACAGCCUGUCCGAAGACACUAUGGCUUCCUUCAACCUGACACACCUUGGGAUAGCCAGAUCUGUCUGUUUUUUGCUGACCUGGAAUCUACCCACUAUCAUUCUGGGAGGUGGUAGGUAUUUGAAAAUUACAGUUUUAACAAAAUAACUGUCAUAUUGGCAGAAGAUCGGCGGUGGAACACCUUUCUGUGGUGUCACGACAAGCUAACAAAAUUGUCAUUAGCAAUGCCAAUGAUUUGAUGUAUAUUGGUUAAGGGGAAAUAACUUUACAUAAAUGAGAUUGCUUCCUAAUUCCGUUACCAUCUGGGAUUUUUGUGUGAUUAAUUGGGUGUGAAUUUUCCCCACAUUUAUAUGACUGCCAUAAUGUCUGAUGCUGGAGAGGUUUCACCCCCCCUCUAGAUUGCAAAAUCAACAUGGAAUUUUUUUUAUUGCAAUCAUUUCAAAUGGAAUUAAAUGAGGACAAUGAUUUCAGAGAUGUACCGCAAGCUAGAAAUGACAGCAUCAGCUCUAGUGGUGUUGGCGACUUAAGAGAUAGAUAUGGACGGCUUAAUCCUGAAGUGUCAAAGUGUCCUCUUUUUAUAGCCAUUUUCAUUGUUUCUAUAGAAUAGUAGUUACUAUCCUAGUGUCUCAUUUUUAUUUUACUUAGUUUACAUGUUUUAAUAAUUGUAAAGCGCUUAGAGCUUUAUGAUAAGCGCUAUAUAAAAAUGCCUAAAUAAAUAAAUAAAUAAAUAUGGACAAUUUUAGUUAUAAGCUUAGUCCUUAUGUUACAGACGAGUUCAUUUGGGAAGAGGUAGGAAAUCAAACAGGAAUGACAAAUGAUUGGAUCCCAAAGACCUACCCUUAAGAGAUUCAAACACAUUUAUGUUUGUGUAUGUUCAGGAGUAUUAAUAAAUAAAAAAUGGAUUUAAUAACUUCAAUUGAAAAGGAAUUUUUUAACUCAUUUUGUGCCUUCCCUCCUUGUAUUUUGUACGACAGAAAUUUGAAGGUAGUCAAUGAAACAAUUCACCAAUAUCACAAUUUUUCACAAAAGUUCCUAUAACUUGACAUGUUCUGAAAGAAUAUUGCUUCUAGUAUCUCAAAAAACAUGAUUUUAUGACAGUUUGAACAAUUUAUGGAGUAUUUAGACUGGGUUCAAUUCAGAAGUUGAGUACUAACAUUUAACUCACUUUGUAAAGGUCAAGCUUUAACUUCAACAUACACAAUAUAAAAACAAAUUCUUUUUGCACCGUAAGAUACCUUGUCCAAUGUACUUUCAAAAAAUGUAUACUUGUCAUUUAGUAUGGGAUUUUGUCUUCUUUUGACAAGCACAUGAAAAUGUAAAAAUUGCUUGGCACUACCAAACAAUGCAUUUGGCCAUGGUAAGGUUAACGACCUAGAAAACAAUUACUGACAUAAUGCAGAAAACUCUAAAAAUAAAUUUGAUUUCUUUUGUGCAGUAAAUUUACUGUCAACUGAUAGGAAAUUUGACCUCAUCAAAUAAGACAUUUGUCUUUGUCAAAUAAGAUAUUUGACCUCAUCAAAUAAGAUAUUUGGCCUUGUCAAAUAAGAUAUUUGACCCCGUGAGUUGUCAAAUAAGACAUUUGACCUCAUAAUUUACUUCUUCCUCUCUGCAGGCGGCUACAACUUCUCCUCCACAUCUAAAUGUUGGGCAUUCAUCACAGCGCUGGCUGCCAAGCUGAAGCUUCCUGCGGACAUUCCUGAACAUGAGGCAAGUGGUGCAACACAUUUUUUAAUUCUAGAAAUGACUUUUUUUUUUACACCUAACCCAUAAAUAAGUUGAGAAACAAGGAGUUCAAUUAGUGCUACCAAAUUUUUUUUCCUCAUCCCUGCCCCUGUGUGGGGAAACCCGUUUGGUGUCAUUGCAUGUUGUUUAUUUAGGGGCUAUUCCAACUACCGUUUUAUUUAAGUUCAUUUAAUAAAUGUUUUUAAUCCUUCAUAUUAACUUCGCUUCUGUCCAUGUGUUUCUUUCUUUCUGGCUGGGUGUGGGGCUAACCCCUUUCCCGUCAACCUAUCGAGCUGAAACUCGACACAUAAACCCGUUGCCGAUGACAACACGUUUUAUCAAAUUUUCAGCCCAACUCUCAAAAAUCAAUUUUUCCUUUUUUUCAAGGGGAAGAUGAAGGAAAUAUGAUGCCAAUGAUUUCACACAAAAAAAUUCUACAUAACUGCGCUAAAUAAGAUUAUUAAAAAUAUCAUUUAGAGCGUAAUAUUUCCUUUUGUUUUUCUGAAAUAGUUGGCAAGAUAAAUCUGCGGUGUAAAAGUGGGUGGUACAUUAGAAUUUUACUGUAAAACUUUGUUUUCAGGGGUGGUUCAAAUACAGAUAAAUAUGAAUGAUGUCACAACAUGAAUCACUUUUUAAAUUAAUGUUUUUUUGUUUGGAUGUGUUUUUAUUUGUCUCUGUGUAGUUUGAAGGUUAGUCAUUUCAUUUUCCAGCAUUUUUUGAAGUACGGCCCUGGCUAUGAUUUAAGCGUGUCACUGUCAAACAGAAGAGACUACAACAGCAAAGAAUAUCUCUCAAGCGUGUUGUCAAAGAUAUCAGGUAAGCUUUGGUGUGUAUGGUGA
Lymnaea stagnalis (great pond snail) is the source of this 13988-nucleotide messenger RNA. NCBI's taxonomy places the organism in Eukaryota, Metazoa, Mollusca, Gastropoda, Lymnaeidae. The record is from the annotation of a GenBank genome assembly.